Messenger RNA from Drosophila willistoni, 1787 nucleotides. RefSeq names its product ubiquilin-2. Lineage: Eukaryota; Metazoa; Arthropoda; Insecta; Diptera; Drosophilidae. Gene Ontology annotation, molecular function: polyubiquitin modification-dependent protein binding. Bases 130 to 1251 code for a protein of 373 amino acids. Gene Ontology annotation, biological process: ubiquitin-dependent protein catabolic process. The transcript has a single exon. The record is from RefSeq and is a predicted model, not a curated record. Gene Ontology annotation, cellular component: cytosol.
UAACAAUUGUGAUACAUAAACUAAUAUUAUACGCUUGACCCUAAAAAAAACUCAUUCAAAAGUUUCCCUUCGACCAACAGACAACACAUUCCGCUCCAGAUUAUUCAGUUUUCAACGCUCGCCUAAGUCAUGAAUUGCUUGAAGACCAUCAAUAUUACGGCCAAGGGAAGAGGACGAGAGGCCACAGUUUCGUUGCGGCAGAACGAAUUAAUACGCAAUCUUCGUGCCUUGGUGGCCGUGCGAUUUGAGUUGGCCAUUGACCGGAUUGUGCUCGUUUUUGGUGGUCAUGUGCUCUCGGAUGUGGGCUCAAUUGAUCAUCACGGCAUUACCUCGGGCGUGACAGUCCAUGUAGUUUGCCGACAGUUGCCUGAUCCAAAUCGUAAGGUCCUGAACUUUGGUAAGAAUUACGAGAGCGAUAGGAAAUCGAGGAAUUCGACAUAUUUCAAACAGAUGCUGGACGAUCCGAACAUAUUGAGGGAGUCGCUUCAGAGCGAUCCGCGCAUAGGACGCAUUAUCGAGGAGAAUGCUUCGUUUCGGCAUUAUCUAAGCAGUGAUCGUAAUUUGCGUGAAGUAAUCUCCUUGUCCUUCAGUCCGGCUAGACAGGAGCUAGGCAGGCGUCGAGAUCUAUAUAUCUUUCGCAUGGAAUCGAUACCAGGUGGACACAAAAUGCUUGACCGCCUGAACAAUCACAUGCGUGAGAUUUAUGAGAACAGCGUGGCCAUGUCUUAUCAGCAACUGGCCAAAUCCAGUAACUCCAAAUCGAGCGACGAGAAUCCCCAGCGUGGACGGGAGAAUAACGAACCAUUACCCAAUCCUUGGCUGUCGCAACCGAGGCCUAUGACUGACAUGGAAAUGAAUAUUCAAACUAUCCAAUACUUGCCACAGCGUUUCAAGAGUCAAUGGCAAUCGUCAGCAGGCAGCGCUCGUGGCCUUCCGGAUGGACAUGUGUGUUGCCAUCUAAGCUCAGACGAGACGCUGGAAGAGACGGUGCAGAAGGAACAGGAUCAAAACCAAUUGGAGGAGGAAAGGGAGCAGGAGCCAGGGUCGUCAACAAGUAAAGGCACUUCCACACUGAAUAUGAUUGAUUUUCUGUCGUGUAAUGAAACUCGCUGCGAGCAGCGCUACCAAUCGCAGCUUCAUGAGCUCUGUCGGAUGGGCUAUUCGGAUCGCAAGCGCAAUAUUUGUGCACUUCUCAUCUCCCAGGGUGAUGUUAGAAGCGCCACCAAAUUGUUGGACCACUGGAACCGUUAAUGCAGCAAGAGCGACCCCAACACACAUAUCCACCUACUCACACCCCAGACACUUAGGCACAGUUAAAGUUUCCGUAUGUUUUAGUUUUGUUCGAUUUCGGCCACAUGUCAUGUGUCUCAGUAUGGGUAUUUCAGAAAGUAAUCGUUAGGUAAAUUACAAGAGUCUCAAUCGAAAGAAAACGGAAAAUUCCCCAUCUCUGACAUUCGGAAUGUCAUAAUUUCCAUCACUGGGCUCGUAUUUGUAUGAUGAUGGAUGGGAACGAUUUUGUCAUGUCCGGCGCACAACUAUUCGCUUAGUGUUAUUAUCUAGCCCCAAUAUUAAUCCCAUUCAUCUAUUCAUCCAUCAUUCAGCUUCUUUGUGCUCAAUUCGUGUGACAGUUUUCAUGGCGAACAUAUCAAUUUUCUUUGGUCCAUGACCAAGAGAGAUGUUGCCACUCAACACACUCAACACACACCACACACCACCCACAACAUACUACAUAUAACCACGUAGUUAUGUACGUACAUAUUGCAUACCGCUGAAAAAUUUUAAAAAUA